AUGACAGUCUCGGCGCAAGCAGUCGAUCCGGAGUUUCCCUGCUCGCUGUGCGUACGACAACCCCGUGUCAUUGUCUCGAUGCUGAUCACUACACAGUACGAUUCACAUUCCCUUCCCGACCAGUCGUCUCGCUACUGCCGCUAUACGGACGCUAUCUGUCGACCAGGAGCUUUCUCCACUGGUGCAACGAGCAUUCUCUCUAGUAGCUGCGCUCCCCGACAGCACGACCGCUGUGCAGAGCAAUACCUUCAAGGCGUCCCUUAUCGUCAACGCUGCGCCCAACGAACCGAUACACGCACCUUCCACGACAAAUUCUGCCAAUAGUACCGGGAUAGAUACCAGCUCUGACGCGACUCAGACGAUCUUGAAGACAGACUACAAGGCAACGACCAACCGCAUGCUCCGGGUAGCUGUCAAUGGCUUCUUCGAAUCCCUCGGCACCGUCAUUCAGGUCAUGGAAGAGCUAGAUACCGAUGUGCUUCAUGAGAAGGGCUUCGAGAGCUUAGAAGGAGCUCAAGGUAUUGAAGAGGGCAUGACAGGCAGCACAGGUUGA
Molecule: messenger RNA, 553 nt
Organism: Lecanosticta acicola
Lineage: Eukaryota; Fungi; Ascomycota; Dothideomycetes; Mycosphaerellales; Mycosphaerellaceae
Source: the annotation of a GenBank genome assembly